GUUUGCUCGCUGCUCUGUAGUGUGUGUACUUUAGCUUAUUGUAAACAAUUUGCUCGAGAAUAAAUUGAGCAAGUUUCAUAUUUUUUCUUUGUUUCCUGAGUCUGUUGGGAUCAGCUUGCAAUCGUUUUGUUUUUUUCUCAGUUGGCUCUUUGAGAAUCAAGCGCAAUCAUGCAAUUUUCACCCCUCAGUUCGAUCCUGAACCUGGUUGUGUUACUCGGCGUGAUCGCUAAUUCCCGUUGUCUGCAUACCUCAUGCUCACCAGACUACUGUGAACCACAGGAGAAAUUGAUUUACCAUCAGACUAUGACUCCAUCGUGGCUGGAGGCGCAUGCGUCCUACAUUGACAGUUCUCGCACAAUUACCGCUCAUCAAUUAACAUUCAACGUUGGCUCAGUAAGUGACGCAGCCCUCCUAAAGGUUCCCAUGAUUCCAGCUGGUGUGAUGAGAGAUUCAUUUUCGCUGACCGUAGACAUCACAGUCGCGCAUGACGUCAGCAUUGGCCAAGGAACUGACAGCGACAUCAAAUAUGGCGUGUCAGACGGUACCAGAUUUAUUGGGUUUGAAGCAUGUGACAAGGGAAAUUAUGGAAGCAAUUCUCCAUGCUAUGGAUUGGAAGGCUUGUCUGGCUUUACUGCGACCUCUCUUCGAUACGAGCCACUUACCCCUAAACCCAGCGAGUCUUUCUAUCCCGGUCAGUUUGUCUUCACUCUCAAGUUGGAUGAACGCUGGGGCUCCUGCUACACUGCGCAUGACGGAGGUUUCGUGAGGACCGCUGGCUACAACAACCGACUGAUGCUCAGCAAGGGACUCACUCUCGAGGUUUACAAGGGUAAUGCAGGAGAGAGGGUUGGGAUCAGGUACAUCAAGGUCGCUGUCAAGCAAGACGCCUAGGAGGAGAAAUCCUCGAACACAACGCACAUAAGGGAACCAUAGCAGUAGAAAAAGGAAACACGAGCAAUACUGGGUGUUUCAAAGAAAUUUUAAUCAUUGUACGUUACCAGUUGGUUAGUAAAUAAAAACGGGACUAAUAGAAAUUUGUUGUCAUUUUACGUUAUAUAUGAUCAAUCAUUGUCAGUCUACAAACUCAAAACUGAUAUUUUACAAUGCACAAUAAAGAGAAAUCUGUUGGU
This is a messenger RNA of Orbicella faveolata, 1130 nucleotides long. RefSeq lists its product as uncharacterized. NCBI's taxonomy places the organism in Eukaryota, Metazoa, Cnidaria, Anthozoa, Scleractinia, Merulinidae. The record is from RefSeq and is a predicted model, not a curated record.